Diabrotica virgifera virgifera (western corn rootworm) is the source of this 1644-nucleotide messenger RNA. RefSeq names its product fructose-bisphosphate aldolase-like. The coding region runs from base 88 to 1182 and encodes 364 amino acids. Gene Ontology annotation, molecular function: fructose-bisphosphate aldolase activity. The transcript has a single exon. Gene Ontology annotation, biological process: fructose 1,6-bisphosphate metabolic process; glycolytic process. Lineage: Eukaryota; Metazoa; Arthropoda; Insecta; Coleoptera; Chrysomelidae. The record is from RefSeq and is a predicted model, not a curated record. Gene Ontology annotation, cellular component: cytosol.
AAUGACAUUAUUAUAGAAAUGUCACUAAAAAGUUAUGACUAAAAAUUUAUUUUUUUUAACUGAAAACAUUUUUUACAUUUUAACACAAUGACCACUUCCUGGAAUUACCCUGAACCUGCCCUCCAAAAUGAACUCCGAAAAAUAGCUGAGGCGAUAGUAACACCUGGUAAAGGAAUAUUAGCAGCAGACGAAUCUGUAUCAACUAUGGGCAAGCGUUUGAAAGAUAUAAAUACUGAAAAUACUGAAGACAAUAGACGUAAAUACAGACAGUUACUAUUCACAACUUGUCCAGUUAUAGGAAAUUUUAUUUCCGGCGUAAUUCUGUUUCAUGAAACUGUAUACCAAAAAACUGACGACGGUACUCCAUUUGUGGAAUGCCUAAAGAAAAGGGGUAUUAUUCCUGGAAUAAAGGUAGAUACUGGAGUCGUUCCUCUUUUUGGAAGCAACGAAGAAUGUACUACACAAGGUCUUGAUGAUUUAGGUAAGAGGUGCAUGCAAUAUAAGAAAGAUGGCUGUCAUUUUGCUAAAUGGCGCUGCGUGUUAAAAAUAGGCAAAGAUACACCUUCCAUACAGGCGUUAAUAGAAAAUGCAAACGUUUUAGCUCGUUAUGCGUCUGUUUGUCAAGCUAAUAGAAUCGUACCCAUAGUGGAGCCUGAAAUUUUGCCAGAUGGAGACCAUAGUCUUCUACUCUGCCAGAAAACAACAGAAACAGUGUUAGCUUAUGUCUAUAAAGCUUUAUACGAUCACAAUGUAUAUUUAGAAGGAACUUUACUAAAACCAAAUAUGGUUACUGCUGGACAAUCGUGUCCCAAAAAGGCUAGUCCAGAAGAAAUAGCUGAUGCUACAGUAACUGCUUUCCAGAGGAGAGUCCCUUGUGCUGUACCUGGUGUUACGUUUCUAUCCGGUGGACAAUCUGAGGAAGAAGCAACUAUUAACCUAAACGCUAUGAAUCAAUAUCCCGGGACGAGACCAUGGGCAUUGACGUUUAGUUAUGGUCGUGCUUUACAAGCCUCCGUUUUAAGAGCUUGGGGUGGAAAAGAUGAGAAUAUUAAAGCUGGUCAGGAUGAGCUGCUUAAAAGAGCUAAAGCCAAUAGCGAUGCUGCUCUAGGUGUAUAUGUAGCUGGUAGUGUUGAAGGUAAAGCUGGUGGGGCCGAUUUAUUUGUUAAAGGUCAUGUUUACUAAAUUAUUAUGUAUCAAAACCAACGAACUGUCAAUACUGAUGGAAUAGGCAUGAAGAAAAUUAAUGCCGCCAACAUACAAGAGAGAGGUCCUAGAGAGACAGAGAAUUUUUCAGGUAAAAUUUGACAGGCCGUGUAAUUCCAGUUGCCUAUAUCAACUUAAAUCGGGAAAAUAGACCUCAUAUUUUUUAAAUUUUAUUAAUUUAACUUAAUUUUUAAAUACUGCCUAUCAGCCCUGGUACCAAGUUAAAAAAUAUGAGGUCCAUUUCCCCGAUUUAAGUUGUUAUAUUAUACGGUCUGUCAAAUUUUACCUGACAAAUUCUCUGUCUCUCUCAGGACCUCUCUCUUGUAUGUUGGAGUCAAUCUUGCUUCACUAUUUGAAUGGGACGGGGCCAUUCCAUCCGUAUUGACAGUUCAUUGAUCAUAACACUGUAAAUUCUUGCCGGAAUAAAUUCCUUACUAUAUA